Molecule: messenger RNA, 1650 nt
Organism: Aspergillus steynii IBT 23096
Lineage: Eukaryota; Fungi; Ascomycota; Eurotiomycetes; Eurotiales; Aspergillaceae
Product: fungal specific transcription factor domain-containing protein
Exons: 4
Coding region: 1-1650 (549 amino acids)
Biological process (GO): DNA-templated transcription
Cellular component (GO): nucleus
Molecular function (GO): DNA binding; zinc ion binding
Source: RefSeq, a predicted model, not a curated record
AUGGCUGCCUCGCUGUCAUGCUUCAAUGAUUCCGACUGUUCCCAUCCUCCGCCGGAUGUUCUCAUGCACUAUGUCGAGAUUUACAAGGCCAGACUGCACUUGCAGCCACUGCCGCUUUUUAAUAUUGAGACGCUAUCCACACAAGUGUUGCGAUUCCCGCCGUAUUUGUUGCACAGCUUCUUAGCGGUCACGAUGCCUUUCUCGGAACAUUCAUUCUUUGGCAACGCAAAAGAAAAAGCAAUAGAUUCCUACGUUCGUUCGGCUCGAGAAACUGUGAUACAUGCGGCAACUGAAGGGGAAUCGUCGGUGGAACUCCUGCAGUCUCUUUGCUUGCUGAGCUUGAAUGACCUUGCCGCCGGUCGUCGAUCUAGGAUGUGGAUGAAUAUAGGGGUUGCAUCCCGACUUGUAUCAUCUCCUCAAAGUCAUCAGCGAUCACCGGUGGCGAUUACGGCAACCACCGAGGAUAAGACCCGAUGCUUUUGGAGCGUGUUUGUACUUGAGAGGGCGUUUACACCAGGUCCAAAUCUGCUCCAAAGCGACACUUUCCCUCUUGUUAAUUCUACCUACCCUCCUAGCCCUCCACGGCCAGCUUCUGUCGCUGAUUUAGGUAGCUCUAGUGCGCCUGGUUUCCCCGCGAGUAGUGCAACCAGUGACUUGGGCGUCAGCACAUACUGCCUGCAGCUGACCUCCAUAUGGGGCGAGGUGGUGGCUUAUUCAAGACGUCUGCGAUCAGAACAAGUUGAAGACCCUUGGCUAGCGUCCUCUACUUACCAUGUUCUGGUUGCAAAGUAUUGCCAGUUUGAGGCAAGUCUUGCGCAAAUUCAUCGGUUCAGGAAUGUUGGCUUCCAAAGCCUCUCAACAAACGAACUAUCUGAAAACAAAUACUACUGGAUGGCCUGGCUCCAGCUUCAAAUCAGCUUUCACGGAGGCCAUGCACUGUUGCAUCACCCAGUCUUCUACAUCACCAAUUCCCGCAAAUUUAACACCAAUUACCCACCACCAUCCUUCCUCCAAAAGGCCGUCGACCAGGCCCUCCUUCACUCGGGCUGGAUCGUACGCCUCUUCCGCACAUGGGAGUUUCUUGGGUUCGAACUCAAUGAUCCCUUUUUGGGUCAUUUUAUUGUUGUCUCUGCAACCAUCCAUUGGAUAUUUCAGUUUGCCAACGACACGACCGUAGCAGACAGGGCACGCUCUGACUUUGGAGAAUGUCAAAGACUUCUUCUCAACCUAUCCAGCAGGUGGCCGCAAUUUUCUUUGGUAGUGAACGGGCUAGAAUUUCUACAAAGCCUUGCCCGGCAAUUCCAUGAAACAACGGGCAACCAAGGCAUUCCUUCUUUCAAGCAAUCUCUACUAUGGGACCUGCUUGACUCCGACAUCCCUAGUACGGGAUUUGAUGCUGCUUCUUAUUCAGUGACACCCAGCGGGCAGCGUAUAGAAACCCAGCAUCUUGCUCCUCUCCACGAACCUUCUUCUGUACCCGAUAGGGAAUAUCCCAAUGAUAUGAUUGGGUCCGCCGGAUAUCAAACACUCCAAUCGCCAAUAUUCUUUCCAAGUUCAACUCUGAACAAUGAUUUGUUUAGCGAUAUCGAUCUCUCCAUCUUCUCGCGCCUAAAGGCCCAGUCUAAUUUCAACUUGCAUGGUGUAUUAUAG